Lachnellula hyalina is the source of this 2169-nucleotide messenger RNA. RefSeq names its product Tryptophan synthase (gene trp-3). Gene Ontology annotation, biological process: L-tryptophan biosynthetic process. Gene Ontology annotation, molecular function: tryptophan synthase activity. The transcript has 5 exons. The record is from RefSeq and is a predicted model, not a curated record. Bases 1 to 2169 code for a protein of 722 amino acids. NCBI's taxonomy places the organism in Eukaryota, Fungi, Ascomycota, Leotiomycetes, Helotiales, Lachnaceae. Gene Ontology annotation, cellular component: cytoplasm.
AUGGACGGACUCAAAAGAACAUUCGCACAAUGCAAGAAAGAGGAAAGACCUGCCCUUGUGACAUAUGUUACGGCUGGAUUCCCUACUGCUGCUGAGACGGUUGAGGUGCUACUUGGCAUGGAAGCUGGCGGUGCAGAUGUUAUUGAGCUUGGUUUACCAUUUACGGACCCAAUUGCAGACGGACCUACCAUUCAAAAAUCGAAUACUAUUGCUCUCAAAAAUGGAGUCACUGUCGAAUCAACUCUUCAGAUGGUCCGAGAGGCUCGAAAGAAGGGAUUAAAAGCUCCCGUGCUGUUUAUGGGAUACUACAACCCUAUGCUGAGCUAUGGCGAAGAGAGACUGUUGAAAGACUGUAGCGAAGCGGGUGUCAAUGGCUUCAUUGUCGUUGAUCUGCCACCCGAGGAGGCUGUUACAUUUAGGAAUUUCUGUACAAAGGGAGGGCUAUCAUACGUUCCUCUUAUCGCCCCAUCUACCUCUGAGUCUCGGAUGAAGCUACUCUGCAAGCUUGCCGACUCUUUUAUAUAUGUCGUCUCUAGGAUGGGUGUCACUGGCGCCACUGGAGGGACGAUGAAUACACAAUUACCUGAUCUUUUGAAACGAGUCAAGGAGUACUCAGGUGACAAACCUGCUGCUGUUGGCUUUGGUGUUAGCACAAGAGAUCAUUUCUUGAGUGUUGCCAAGAUCGCUGAUGGUGUAGUCAUUGGGAGUCAAAUUAUCACCACUCUGGCAGACGCUCCAGCCGGCCAAGGUGCGAAAGCUGUAGAGGAAUAUUGUGCCACAGUCUGCGGCCGACGAAAUGUUCCCAACGGUGGUCUCACUCGAGAAGUUGGUAUCAUCGAGACGAUGCAUGAAGCAAAAGAGCCCACCGAUGUCCACGUGGAUGGUGUUAUCCGCGAAACUGGACAUGGUGUCGGUCUGGUAGAUCAGAUUGAGGCCCUGAACACCGAUGGCCCAGUUGAUCCAGCUGCUGUCCCAGCAAGAUUUGGCGAGUUUGGUGGACAAUAUGUCCCCGAAUCACUGAUGGACUGUUUAUCCGAGCUCGAAGAGGGAUUCAACAAGAUCAAAGAUGAUCCCGCCUUUUGGGAAGAGUACCGAACAUAUUACCCCUGGAUGGGACGACCCGGCCAGCUACACAUGGCUGAGAGACUAACCGAGCACGCCGGUGGAGCCAACAUCUGGUUAAAGCGAGAAGAUCUAAAUCAUACCGGAAGUCACAAGAUUAACAACGCCCUCGGCCAAAUUCUCCUCGCCCGAAGACUAGGUAAGACCGAGAUCAUUGCCGAGACAGGAGCUGGCCAGCACGGCGUAGCAACUGCUACAGUCUGCGCAAAAUUCGGCAUGAAAUGCACCAUCUACAUGGGAGCUGAAGACGUCCGUCGCCAAGCCCUCAACGUCUUCCGCAUCAAACUUCUUGGCGCCUCAGUCAUCGCUGUCGAAGCCGGGUCCCGCACGCUCCGCGAUGCCGUCAACGAAGCUAUGCGCGCCUGGGUCGUCAAGCUCGACACAACGCACUAUAUCAUCGGAUCCGCCAUCGGCCCUCACCCGUUCCCAACCAUCGUCCGUACAUUCCAGUCCGUCAUCGGCAACGAGACCAGGGCUCAGAUGCUUGAGAAGCGCGGGAAGUUGCCGGAUGCGGUCGUUGCUUGUGUAGGUGGUGGAUCUAAUGCCGUCGGGAUGUUUUAUCCAUUCAGCAAGGACCCAAGUGUGAAAUUACUAGGUGUAGAAGCUGCUGGCGAUGGGCUGGAUACAGCGCGCCACUCUGCAACCCUCACCGGUGGCACCAAAGGUGUUCUCCACGGCGUCCGUACCUACGUCCUUCAAGACCGCCACGGUCAAAUCCAAGACACGCAUUCCGUAUCCGCCGGCCUCGAUUACCCCGGUGUCGGCCCCGAGCUCUCGAAUUGGAAAGACAGCGAGCGCGCGAAGUUCAUCGCCGCUACUGAUGUCGAGGCGUUUAUUGGGUUCAGGCUGAUUUCUCAAUUGGAGGGCAUUAUCCCGGCGUUGGAGACGGCGCAUGCCAUAUUUGGGGCGGUGGAGUUGGCGAAGACGAUGGAGAAGGGGCAAGAUAUCGUUAUUUGUGUUAGUGGCAGGGGAGAUAAGGAUGUGCAGAGUGUUGCGGAUGAGUUGCCUGUUCUAGGGCCGAAAAUUGGGUGGGAUUUGAGAUUUUAA